This is a messenger RNA of Synchytrium microbalum, 825 nucleotides long. RefSeq lists its product as uncharacterized. Gene Ontology annotation, molecular function: transferase activity, transferring alkyl or aryl (other than methyl) groups. The transcript has 4 exons. Gene Ontology annotation, biological process: ubiquinone biosynthetic process. The record is from RefSeq and is a predicted model, not a curated record. Gene Ontology annotation, cellular component: mitochondrial inner membrane. NCBI's taxonomy places the organism in Eukaryota, Fungi, Chytridiomycota, Chytridiomycetes, Synchytriales, Synchytriaceae. Bases 1 to 825 code for a protein of 274 amino acids.
AUGGCUUCAUAUGCUGGACAUUUGCCAAUAACGGAAACUGUUAAAAUGUUGGGAAUAUUCAGUGUUGGUGCCUUUUUAUUACGUGGUGCUGGAUGUACUAUUAAUGAUUUGUGGGAUCGUGAUAUUGACAAGAUGGUCGAAAGAACGAGAUCUAGACCAUUAGCGUCAGGAGCUAUUACUCCUAGAAACGCACUCAUCUUUUUGGGAGCUCAGUUGUCACUGGGCAUCAUACUCGGCGCAUCAUCUCUAGUGCUAGUUGUCUCCUACCCUUUAAUGAAACGCAUCACUUUCUGGCCUCAAUUUAUACUUGGAUUGACAUUUAAUUGGGGUGCGCUGUUGGGGUGGUCGGCAAUGAUGGGCCACUGUGACUGGUCUGUCUGUUUACCUCUGUAUGGAGCCGGUGUGUUUUGGACGUUGCUUUAUGAUACUAUAUAUGCUAUACAGGACAUGCCAGACGAUCGCCUAGUAGGCGUAAAAUCAACAGCAAUUCGCUUAUACGACAAUAUGAAGCUAUGGCUAUCCGGAUUUGCAACAGCAAAUAUCUCUCUACUAGUGCUAGCCGGCGUAAUGAAUGGUCAAGGAUGGCCAUAUUUCUUAACUGUGAUUGUGGGAGCAGGUUCUCACUUCAUCUGGCAGAUACGGACGCUGGAUAUGAACAGUGGUACAGAUUGCGCUAAAAAGUUUGUGUCGAAUGCCACGGUGGGGGUUAUGGUGCUCGUUGGGAUUACCUUGGAUGUGGUGAGGCAGAGGGUGUUUGGUGAAGAGAAACGUGCAGAAGAUGUUGGUGAUGACAAGAAAGAUAUUGUCCAUAUUGCAAGUACAUAA